GAUGGCGGCAUACAUCUAGAAGUUGGUUUGUAGCCCGCCAUUAAAUAAAGAAGAAGAAAAAGAAGAAGUUGUUCCAGUUCUGCAGCUCUUCUCCAAACCGUCUCUGAUUAUACUCAAAGAUCCUUUAUACUGUUAUACUGUCGAGAACGACAGAAAUAGAAGAAUACUUGGAGCAAAGCGAUAAAGUAUGUGGACACACACUGAGUGAUCACUCUAAAUCGAGGAAACACAGAGGGACUGUGUCCACAGUGAGGGACAGUGAGACAGCAUAGACAGGAUGAGUGAAGACUCGGGCACGCUCUGCCUCUUUGAUGUAGACGGGACGCUCACGGCCGCGAGACAGCGUGUGACUCCAUCCAUGGCGGAGUUCCUUCAGAAGCUCAGGACUAAGGUUCGAGUCGGAGUGGUAGGAGGGUCGGACCUUAGUAAGAUCAAAGAACAGCUGGGAGAUGAUGUGAUCCAGAAAAUGGACUACGUUUUUGCUGAGAAUGGUCUUGUGGCCUAUAAAAAUGGACAGUUACUCUCUGUCCAGUCCAUCCAGGCCCACAUGGGUGAAGAUCUACUCCAAGAUUUCAUUAACUUCUGUCUCAACUACAUGGCCAAGAUCAAACUGCCCAAGAAAAGGGGGACAUUCAUUGAAUUCCGUAACGGCAUGUUGAACAUCUCCCCUAUUGGACGCAGCUGUACACAGGAAGAAAGGAAGGAGUUCUAUGAGCUAGAUCAGAAAGAGAAAAUCCGAGAGAAGUUUGUAUCCAUAUUAAAGGAAGAGUUCAAAGGAAAGGGAUUGUCAUUUUCAAUCGGAGGGCAAAUCAGUAUUGAUGUGUUUCCUGAUGGUUGGGAUAAGAGAUUCUGUCUGGGGUUUGCUGAGAAGGACAACUACUCAACCAUUCACUUCUUUGGAGACAAGACCAAACCUGGAGGAAACGACUAUGAGAUCUACUGUGACCCACGGACCACAGGCCAUGAAGUCUCCUGUCCAGAGGAAACGCAACAACUUUGUCAGCAGCUUUUCUUCUCGUGAGCGAGAAACCGCAACUGUUACUGUAUGCUGACAUUGUUUUUACAAAACCGACAAGAGGGACUUAUAUUAGGGGUCUUAUUUAUCGGUUUAAAACAUAUCUAGAGAUUGAACUACAAAAAAAAUCAUUUAUGCGGAAAGAGCCAGCGUCAUAGUGUUGUUGACAUUACCAAAGGGUAAUGUCAAGGGUGGAGAGGGAACACUUACUGACUAAUUGAAGAGGGAUUUCUGGGUAUUUUGGUUGCGUUUUGAAUGAGAGAUGUAAUGGCUUUGAAUGUGAUUUAAUGGUUUUUAAUUUGUCGUUUUGAUUCUGGCUGUGUUAUCAACAUUACCUCAUGGUAAACCUUAAAUUAAAACAAUUGCCAAUUAAAUGUGUCCAUUUGCAGUUUGUCAAAUGUUGUGGCUGUAGCAUUUUAUGUUGAAGUCUUUUAUUGGGUUCUUUGCUCAGCCAUGUUUAGUAUCAUUCUAUCUUAACAAACCGUAACCAUAACCACAUCCCUUGCUGUGUGCUAUGAGAUUUUUCUCCUAGAUGUUAUAAAACAAGAAGUCAUGGUCAUCAGUAGACAUUAGCAAACUGUACAUUAAUGUGGAAAUAUCACCAGUGAGUGUAUCAAUAUUUUUUGUGGCCCCUAUGGUACCUCAUAACAUUUUUUGGAGAAUGUAUCUGAAAAAUAUAGCUUUGUACAAUUGUGUGACGUUCCCAAUACAUGACACUUAAACUUGAAUGUAGUAUCAACUUGUAUCAAAUUCUGCUGUAAAAGAUGUGAUAUUUGGGAAAUAAUAAAGCAUAUAAAGUAAAAAAGAAAAAUAUAUGCUAAAAAGUAUAAUGAGGAUUUAGAAGUGUUAUUUUGAUUUUUAACAGUAAUGUUACAAGUGAAUAUGACCCAAGUAUAAGACAGUGUGUGAGUGCAUGAGAAAUAAAUCUUAUAGCCAAGUACAUUACUCAAAACUAAAUAUACAUCCUCCCAAAAUGAAUUGAGUUUUUCACAACUCCAAAAAACAGCUGCCACAUUGUCUCCAACAGGGCUGGUUUGUUGAAGAUGUUUGGAUGCUGAACUUGUAAGGUGUAAUAAAAAAGCGCACCAAAUUCUUCCAGUUAAACACUUUCAAUUGUUGUGAACUUGUGGAAGUAUGUUGAGUUUCACACAUUCAUACAUCUGAUGGAAUUUCCACUUUUAAUUCCUUUUCCCACCUUGAUUUCAGAUAUAAUGUUGAGUUGCCCCUACAUUCCAUAAUACUUUUAUAAAACUUACUUUAAUGUAUUUACUAUUUGACCUAUAAGCAUUCAUCAUAUCUUUUAUAACUGGAUAGAAUUCUUGCGAGUUCUCCAUUUUCAAUUUUUUGUUGUAGUAAUCUCUAAAUUCUAUGUACCUAAAUAAAUCCCGAUUGUGAAGGAAA
Perca flavescens (yellow perch) is the source of this 2416-nucleotide messenger RNA. It is a transcript of the gene pmm2, whose product is annotated as phosphomannomutase 2. Gene Ontology annotation, molecular function: phosphomannomutase activity. The transcript has 8 exons. The record is from RefSeq and is a predicted model, not a curated record. The coding region runs from base 278 to 1021 and encodes 247 amino acids. NCBI's taxonomy places the organism in Eukaryota, Metazoa, Chordata, Actinopteri, Perciformes, Percidae. Gene Ontology annotation, cellular component: cytosol. Gene Ontology annotation, biological process: protein N-linked glycosylation; mannose metabolic process; GDP-mannose biosynthetic process.